Messenger RNA from Hyphopichia burtonii NRRL Y-1933, 2436 nucleotides. It is a transcript of the gene IML2, whose product is annotated as Iml2p. NCBI's taxonomy places the organism in Eukaryota, Fungi, Ascomycota, Pichiomycetes, Serinales, Debaryomycetaceae. Gene Ontology annotation, cellular component: nucleus; cytosol; mitochondrial outer membrane. The transcript has 2 exons. Gene Ontology annotation, molecular function: protein binding. The record is from RefSeq and is a predicted model, not a curated record. Bases 1 to 2436 code for a protein of 811 amino acids.
AUGUUUAAAGGCUUAAGAAAGAAAGCAUCAGUUUUACUGAUAUCUUCCCAACUGCUGCAAUCCAGUGUUGCUGAUACAAACUCUACGGUUUCAAAAGAUUCUAGUUCAUAUGAAAAAAUCUUAAAACAAGUUCAUGAUUUUGAAAUUGCCUUGCAAGCAAUGGAUUAUUUAUUGGAUGAUCGUUCUGAAGAAGGUACUGACUUAUUAAAAAUUGAAUCAGAAAAACACUCAUCCAAUAAUUCAGAUCAACCAGCUGCUAUUUUCCCCUUAGCAUUAGGUGUAAUGCAAUUUAUAGAAGCAACUUUAGGAUUUGAACCUGAAGUUAUGGCAAAGGCUCAAACAACAUUAUCAGAAGCAGAACAAGCUUCUUUAAAUAAUUCAAAAUAUAACAUUAAAAAUCAAUUAGCUACUUCUCAUAUAUACCCUCCGGGUACUGAAUUUCAAGUUACCCAUGCUGAAUCAACUCUUCUUAAUGCUUUAGUUAUGUUAUUACAUGAAAAUAACGGAAUGGUGGAAGGAGCCAAAGCUCUUUUCAAAUUAAGAAAAGCUUACCAAACUUUAGAUUCAGUUUAUAAAAAGAUCAAAGAACUGGAACCGGCUUUUAAUAAAAAUUUAUCAAAAUUUAAAAAACAAGCAAAUCAACAAAAUCAAAAUGGUAAAAAUAUUAGUACUGUUGAUUUACCCGGGUUUGAUACUUCUAAUAAUAGUUCAACCACUUCUUUACCACAAGAAAUUAAAUUAAUGAAAGAUUUAGAAAAAGUUUAUCAAAUGAGGAAAGCAAGAGUAGAAGGUACUAGUUUAGAAGGUAUUUCAAAACAAAAUCAACAGAAUAUUAACUUAUUUAAAAAUAAUAGUGCAUCAGCUUCUGCGGCCUCUUUAUCAAGAAAACCAAUAACUUCAAAUUCUUCUGAUAUUUCAAAUACAAAUGAUAAUCAUUUACAUGUAUCAACAAUUGAUGAAUUCAUUCAUUCAGGAGUCCAAUUGUGUUUUGGGAUUCUUCAAGUGGUAUUAUCUUUAAUCCCCCCAACAAUUGGUAAAGUAUUAUCAAUUGUUGGUUUUAGAGGUGACCGUAUCACUGGUUUACGUAUGUUAUGGAGAACUGCCAUCACUAGUAGAAAUAUUCAUGGUGAAUUGGCUUUAUUAUGUCUUCUUGUUUUAUAUGAUGGUCCGAUCCAAUUUGUGGAUUUUGGAUUCCAAACCCCUGAUCAAUAUGACUCAAACGUUAAAUCAAUUAUCCCAAUUAUUGAUUUAUCCAGUAUCACCGACUCUGAUCUUGAUAAAAUCAUGAGAAAUCCUGCGUUAUAUACAACUCAAUUACUCACCAAAGCUAGAAAAUUCUUUCCUCAUAAUGCAUUAUGGAUCUUACAAGAAGGUAGAAUCUUAGCCUCUCAAGGUAAAUUAAAAGACGCUACCCAUUUAAUGCAAAGUUUUACUGAUGACCCAAACAAUAAAAUCCAAAUGUUACAAGUAAAAUCAUUACUUGUCUUUGAUAGGGCAAUGUUGUAUGCUUUUAAUCAAGAAUUCGAUUCUGCUGCAGAAGAUUUCCUUAGCUUGGUGAAGUUAAGCUCGUGGAGUCAAGGUGUUUACCUAUAUUUAGCUGGUUCUUGUUAUUUAGCUCAAUGGAGAAUGAUUAAACUUGGAUUGGUAGAAUAUGAUGAAUCAGAACGUGACAAUUUACUAACAAUGUAUGCUCAAAAAGCUGAACGCUAUAUCAAAGAAGCUCCUACUUACGUUCCUGGUCAUGGUCAUAACGCUUCUCAGAAAAAGGGUGGUAUUGGUGGAUCCAAUAAACAAAUGCCUUUUGAUAAAUUCUUAUUAAGAAAAUAUAAAAAUAUCGAAACCAAUACAAAGAAAUACCCCGAACUUUCAUUUGUCGAAUGCAUUGGUACUUCUCCAAUUCACGAACUUGUUUAUUUUUGGAACGGUUAUAACAGAAUGCAACCUCGUGAUUUGGAAAUAAGUUAUAAAGUUUUAGGUUUUACGGGUGCACCAAAUACUGAAGCUUCUUUAAACUCGCAUGAAUUCGACUAUUCUUCAAUUGAAGAAACAAAAGAUGAAGCCAUGGUGAGAUAUUUCUUACAAGCCAUUACUUUAAGACAGUUAGGAAAAUGGAAAGAAGGUUUAAAACUUCUCGAUUCUCAUGUUAUCUCUCGUUAUGUAACUCAAGAUUCACCAGCUGGUUUUAAAUUUAGUCGUUUGACUUAUAGCCCUUAUUUAUACCCAACUGCUCUUUAUGAAAAAUCCAUGUUUGUUUGGCUUUUCAAUUCUACUGCACCAGAUGCAGAUAUUAAGAAUGCCAUCAAAGAAAGUCAAGCAUGGAUGAAAAAGGCUGAAAUAGUCUCAGACGUCGGUGAUUACGAAUUAAGUACAAGAACCAGUAUGAGAAUAAAGGCAGCUGGUGACAGGUUAGACCAAUUGAGUAUCGAACGAGCUUGA